Molecule: messenger RNA, 495 nt
Organism: Ilex paraguariensis (yerba mate)
Lineage: Eukaryota; Viridiplantae; Streptophyta; Magnoliopsida; Aquifoliales; Aquifoliaceae
Source: the annotation of a GenBank genome assembly
AUGAGUGCUUUAUCGAAUUCCCUAGUUCUACCUAAGAGUUCUUCUUCAAACCAUCUAUCAACUGUGCACCAAUGUAUCACAAGUGUGGGUCCCACGAACUUGUCAUUCAUUCAAAGUGCAGGAAAAGUACGAUUUCCCACAUCUAGAAGGGCUCUUUCUGUUCAAGCAGGAUAUAGUGAUGGAGGCAGGCCCGGCAGUACGAGCAUCUUUGUCAGUGGCUUUGUUUUGGGAGGAUUAGUUGUUGGUACUCUUGGUUGUGUUUAUGCACCUCAGAUCAGCAAGGCACUUGCUGGAGCUGACAAGAAGGAUUUAAUGAGGAAAUUGCCCAAAUUUAUAUACGAUGAAGAAAAGGCUUUGGAGAGGACACGCAAAAUACUGGCUGACAAGAUUGAACAGUUGAACUCUGCUAUAGAUGAUGUUUCUACUCAGCUGAGACAAGAAGAUACCCCAAAUGGAGAGGCUGUGAAGUCAGAUGAAAUUGAAGCGAUCAUAUAA